AUGGCUACACCGGACAGCUCACAGGAGAAUCAGGCGAUUGCGGGGAUCCCAUCAGCACUACCAGGGAUCAUGACAGCGACAGAGAAUGAAAACAAUGACAAGCAUAAAGACUACUAUCCCCAGAUUCCUAGCACUGGGAUCGUCGAGGAUCGGCCAUCCAAUAAACGGGAUGACGUCCAGCACUUGGGCGUCCCUCUUGCCAACAGCUUUCGACCCUCAACAGACUCACUCUACUCCGACCUCUCUGUGUAUUCUGGACGAAUAGUGAAUGCGCCGCGGUGCGAUGUGCCAUUGCUCCGCUCUCCCUCCCCCGCAGGGUCCGAGUUCGAAGCCCACUAUGUUACUCCGCCGACGACGUGGAGAGGCAUACUAUGGACGGCCUGGCUACAAUACAAGGGGAUGAUAAUGGUGAUGCUAUCUCAGUUUUUUGGUGCAUCCAUGAACGUCAUGACACGGCUUCUGGAGAUCGACGGCGCUCAUGGGAAGGGCAUGGAUCCCUUUCAGAUUCUUUUCGCCCGUAUGUCGAUAACGGCUAUAGCCAGCUAUGCGUACAUGUGGUACGCUAAGGUACCUCAUCCUCUGGGGACACGCGAAGUCCGCUGGCCGUUGGUCCUGCGUGCUUUUGGUGGGUUCUUCGGUGUGUUUGGCAUCUAUUAUGCGAUGCUGUACAUGCCGCUCUCGGAAGCAACAGUGCUAACCUUCCUGUCACCUAUCGUGGCUUGUUAUGCUUGCUCGUUUCUUAUGCCCAAUGAGCCCUUCACUCGAAAGCAACAGCUGGCGGGUAUCGUGUCGUUGCUAGGGGUUGUCUUGAUAGCACAGCCGUUUGGUCAGGGUUCGACAUCUGCCGAUGUUAGUCCUGACGAGGGCAAUAAUGCAUCUGCAGACACUGGGGAGCCGCAGCCCGUUGACGCGUACCACCACAUGCUAGCUGUUCUUGUUUCCCUGGUCGGGGUGCUAGGUGCGGCAUGCGCAUAUACCACGAUCCGCUGGAUCGGAACAAGAGCCCAUGCUCUCGUCAGCGUAACUUACUUCUCUACGUGGACAACAAUUGUGUCGGUUGUGGCUAUACUAGUCAUUCCGUCGACCAACUUCCGUUUACCGGGAAACAUGACAGAAUGGAUGCUUCUCCUAGGGCUGGGGGUCGCUGGAUUUGUUCUCCAAUUCCUUCUGACGGCCGGUCUGGCAUAUGUACCUCCUCCAAAGCCGGGACAGUCAGUCCGGGCUCAUAGUUCUUCUGGCCACGGGUCGCGCGCCACAUCAAUGGUAUACACGCAGAUGCUCUUCGCUCUGUUCUACGAUAAAGUGAUAUGGAACAGCACCCCGUCGGCAGCCAGCUGGGCGGGUUCAGGGUUGAUCCUGGGCAGUGCGAUCUAUGUCGCAGUCGCACGAGAAAACAACAGGAAGAUCGAAGUGGAACCUGUAUCAGAUACUAACCACGCUGAGGUUGCAAAGGACCCCGCGGACGAAGAACAGGGCGACCUCGAACGCGGAACGGUGUUCCUGCAAGGGCGUGUCGAGAAUGUUCAGCAUGAUGUCCGUCAACGCUGA
Messenger RNA from Paecilomyces variotii, 1548 nucleotides. Its product is annotated as putative DUF6 domain protein. Gene Ontology annotation, cellular component: membrane. Lineage: Eukaryota; Fungi; Ascomycota; Eurotiomycetes; Eurotiales; Thermoascaceae. Bases 1 to 1548 code for a protein of 515 amino acids. The transcript is spliced from 2 exons. The record is from RefSeq and is a predicted model, not a curated record.